AUGUCACUGUUUUCUGCACAGAAGCUUGAACACAUCUUGAAGCAGACAGAGGGCUUUAGCCCUGAGGCUUUCAAAGCUAACGCACGCUUGCUUUCAGAAGACCUGGAGCGAUACCUGCAGAAGUUGAAAAGAGAUGGGACGCUGAAGAGCUGCAUAGAAGACCCUAAUGGGGUUUUACUGGACACGGCUUUGGAAGACUCAGUGGCCCAAGUGAAGGAAUACAGUGCCAGCUACACCCGCGCCUCCGAGUUCCCAGAGCCUCGGCCCGGUGUCUCCCGGAAGAAGCGGGUGUACGUGAAGCUGGUGCCGCCGGAGGCCGCCGGGACGGCCCUGCUCGCCCUCCAGCUGAGCCACAAGAGCAGAGCCCUCCCCCAGCACCUGAGAAUAGGGGAAAUUGGGAAUUUCGCCCUCUGGUGUAAAAAAGGGCCAGUUCUGCACUCCAGGCCCCAGCCCGUCCCCAGCCCGCGGACGAUCAGCGCCGGCCUGAAGCAGCUCUCGCUCCAGGCCCCUGACUCAGACCCCAGGUCACCCAGUGCUCGCUCCAGCGUCAGACACGAAGCUCUCUACGACACUGCCAACAUCUACGGCCUCUCGGCCAUGGAUGGAGUGCCUUUCACCCUACACCCCAAAUUCGAAAGCAAGCUCAGUUCUGGCAGCAACGCUGUCCUUGCUGACCUGAAUGUGAAGUCACUUGCUGACAUCGAGGAGGAAUACAAUUACGCUUUUGUAGUUGAAAGGACAGCAGCUGCCAGGCUCCCGCCUGGUGUUUGUUAGUGCUGGAUCUACCUUGAGGAUGUAAACUGCAGCGGGGCCAAGCUCCUCUCUCUCUCUGAUUAAACUGCAGUCGAUGCCUGACUGCAGGAGCUGCUUAAGGAGAAAAUAAACAUGUUUCUCUUCUCACCUGC
Athene cunicularia (burrowing owl) is the source of this 905-nucleotide messenger RNA. Its product is annotated as multivesicular body subunit 12A-like. Gene Ontology annotation, cellular component: cytosol; ESCRT I complex. Gene Ontology annotation, biological process: virus maturation; viral budding; endosome to lysosome transport via multivesicular body sorting pathway. The transcript has 11 exons. NCBI's taxonomy places the organism in Eukaryota, Metazoa, Chordata, Aves, Strigiformes, Strigidae. The record is from RefSeq and is a predicted model, not a curated record. Bases 1 to 774 code for a protein of 257 amino acids.